Xenopus tropicalis (tropical clawed frog) is the source of this 516-nucleotide messenger RNA. RefSeq names its product extensin-like. Lineage: Eukaryota; Metazoa; Chordata; Amphibia; Anura; Pipidae. The record is from RefSeq and is a predicted model, not a curated record.
CUCUCACCGUCAACCCCACCCACCCUCUCACCGACACACUCACCUACGCCCUCACCGACACACGCACCCAACCAGCCACCCCCUCACUGUCACACGCACCCACCGACACACGCACCCACCCCCUCACCGACACACCCACCCCCUCAAUGAACACACACCCCCUCCCCGACAAACGCACCCACCCACCCCCUCACCGACACACGCACCCACCCACCCACGCCCUCACCGAGACACGCACCCACCCACUCACCGACACACGCACCCACCCACCGACACACGCACCCACCCACCCACUCACCGACACACCCCACCCCCUCUCACCGACACACCCACCCACCUACGCCCUCACCGACACACGCACCCAACCAGCCACCCCCUCACCGACACACGCACCCACCGACACACGCACCCACGCCCUCACCGAGACACGCACCCACCCACCGACACACGCACCCACCGACACACGCACCCACCCCCCCACUGACACACGCACCCACCCACUCACCGACACACGCA